AGAAGCAGAGAAUGAGCAGCAUACACACAGCUAGAGGCUGAAAAAACAUGUCAAGACACGGGACGGACCCACACAUUGCUUCCAGGACAGUGAGGAACCAGCAGGAUGAGGACGGCAGCAAAGAGUGAAGACAUCGGAGCGGGACAGGCUGAGGGGAGGGUGAUGAAGACGGAGAGACAGACUCACACAGACUGAGCUGCAGUUUCCCCACCUGUCAGAGAAGUUUGAAUGAGUGCCGCUCUCAUGGCGGGACCGACCCCCCAGGAGCCCUUAAAGACCCAGCAGAAGUGCAUUGCCAUCUUUGCUCUCCUUUGCUGCUUCGCUGUGCUGGUGGUGCUAAUCUUCUCAUCGGUGGACAUUUGGGGGGACGAUGAGGACGGUAUCACAGAGGAAAACUGCAGCCGUGACUGCCGGAUCGUGCUUGUGGAAAAUAUUCCGGACGACCUCUCUCUCCCCUUGGAUGGCGGACCCCACCUCCCUCUCUCUGUUGGCUUUCAUACUUUGUUGGACCAGGCGAAGCACUCAGUUGAGGUGGUGUCUCCGGUCUGGGCCUUAAACCCCUGGGACCUGGAAACAACGCCAAGCAAUGGCAAACAGGGUCAGCUGCUGUUCCAGAGACUGCUCAGCCUGAAAUCUCAUGGGGUAAAACUGAAGAUUGCCAGCAGUCUGACUAACUCUGCUGAACUGAAGACCUUGGCAGCACACAAUGCAGAGGUUCAUUUUGUGAACAUGACUGCUUUUACCAGAGGAAGACUCCAUUCGUCAUUCUGGAUAGUGGAUCGGAAGCACAUUUACAUCGGGAGCGCCGAUAUGGAUUGGAGGUCACUCUCCAAGAGGAAAGAACUGGGGGUGGUGGUGUAUAACUGCAGCUGUCUGGCUCUGGACCUCCACCGAGUCUUUUCCUUUUACUGGCAGCUCCACGAGAGGGACUACAUCCCCUCCAUCUGGUCGAAGAGAGUUACAGCCAUCUACGGGAGGCAUGACGCCCUGGAGCUACAACUCAACGCCACUGAGGCUGCUGCUUAUGUGUCUACCUCGCCUGAACUCUUCUGUGCUAAAGAUCGCACCAGGGAUGUAGACGCCAUCCAUCAAGUCAUCCAAAAUGCAAAGACAUUUAUCUUCAUAUCUGUGACGGACUACCUCCCUCUUGUGAGCAGGAGUUUCAGAGGAACCUCAAUCACGAGGUACGUCAGAAUUCCUAAAAGGUACUGGUCGUCUAUUGAUGAGGUCAUCAGAGAAGCCGUAGUACUUAGAGGAGUCAGAGUUCGCCUGCUGAUAAGCUUCUGGAAGAAGACUCAUCCGCUCACCUUUAACUUUGUCAGCUCCCUCAAGUCGCUAUGCAUGCAGCUGCAAAACUGUUCAUUAGAGGUGCGUUUUUUUAGUAACAAAGAGCAAGAGGACGAUAUUCAACAUGGACUCAACCACAACAAAUACAUGGUGACAGACAAUGCUGUAUACAUUGGUAACCAUGACUGGGUUGGGAGUGACCUCGCCAUUAACACAGGAGUUGGGCUGGUUGUCAAGAUGAAAAAUAGUCUUGAAGACAGAGGAGCGACAAUCCUAGAACAACUCAAGGCUGCUUUUGAGAGAGACUGGAAGUCCCGAUAUGCUAAGAACCUACAAGGAAACAAAGACCAACAGGGCAAAUACAGAAACAUCAAACAAGGGGAAAUGCAUAUGGAGUCUAAGGAGGAAAACAAUUGGAACAACCCUUUAUCUUUAUAAGCGCAGAAUGUCUUUCUGUAUCCUUAAAAGUCUUAAGGCUGAAUACUCUAAAAACAUAUACACAAUUAGAGAAAGUGAGUUACAUUCUUAGACUUGACUUGAGUUUACAACUGUAUUUUGAUAAUAGAAAGUACAGUAGAUAAUGGAAGUACUGAGAGGCAACUAUAUAACUAAAUUCUGAUAGUAAAUCAAUAAUAUAUGUUUUUCUCUCCUUGGCAUGCCAUUGGCAAUUGCAUUUUAUCUGCAGUGUUUCUUGUAAUACUCAUUUUAGCCACGAGAGGCCACUAUGCACCACUAGCCCAUAUUUAAAAUAUGUCUAAAAUAAUUGAUAGCAUUUAAUUUUAUCCAAAACAUAUACAGAAGGGAAAUGUAAUAUAAUGUAUUGGUUUGCCUACACACAAUAUAUGUGCCUUGAGUGCGUGGAGAACAAUAUGCUCACUGCGAAAAUAAUUAAUGCUUUUCCCUAUGAAAAAGAAACCAAAAUGUCACCUGGCAAAACUUUUUUUACUUGAAAAAAAUAACUUGAUAUGAUGUUUUCUCCUCCUGCCACAAACAAUAUUGAAAACAAUAAAUAUUGAACUUCAUCACUAGAUUUUUCUUUUUCUCAUACGCCUCUCAGGGCUUCCGUAGUCCCUCAAGACAAUGUUGAGGUUAUAAUUUGACUCACUACUAGUUACAGAAAUAAUAUCUAUCUAGUUGACUGUUAUAUGAGCAUGACAUGCUGCAUGGAUAUUAAAAGCAAUAUUUCAAAUUCAAACAAUUUACUACUACAAACAAUAUGCUGAUUAUAAAAUCAAUAUGCUCAGUGUUAAACAUAUUUUCAAAUCAAAAAACAUAUCCCAUAAACCUCAUCGAAACAAAUCACAUUUAGUAGUUAAUGAUGAUGCAUUAUUUUUUGUUGAUUUUCGUUUUUAUUUGUAUUUUAUACACUUUUUAAUAAUUUAAUGCUGUAUUACCAUCAAUUGUAGAAAAUCUUGAAUGUAUACAUAUAUGCAGUAGAUUUA
This is a messenger RNA of Eleginops maclovinus (Patagonian blennie), 2729 nucleotides long. RefSeq names its product phospholipase D family member 5 (gene pld5). Bases 229 to 1725 code for a protein of 498 amino acids. The record is from RefSeq and is a predicted model, not a curated record. Gene Ontology annotation, molecular function: catalytic activity. The transcript is spliced from 10 exons. Lineage: Eukaryota; Metazoa; Chordata; Actinopteri; Perciformes; Eleginopidae.